AUGCACGAUUAUCAAAAUGGAGGUUCGGUUAGCUCCACAUCAACUACUGUAGAACAAGAUACACCAAUAGAUAUCACAACCUUCAAUCACGAUGCUAUAUCAUUUGAUCCAAAGACACUGAAGUAUUGGUUCUAUGAGAAGUCUGCUGAUGCAUUCCCCGGACAGGCAUUUGGUUUACAAGUGGACCAAAUAUUGUACCACACUAAAUCACAAUACCAAGAUAUACUCAUCUUCAAGUCCAGUUCUUUUGGUAAUGUAUUGGUUCUCAAUGGUAUCAUACAGUGUACUGAAAAGGACGAAUUUGCCUACCAAGAAUUAAUAACUCAUGUACCAAUCAUGUCGCAUCCCUCGCCCAAAAAAGUAUUGGUCAUAGGAGGUGGUGACUGUGGGGUUAUUCGAGAGUUGAUUAAACAUGUUGAGGAUCAAACUGUGGAGUCAAUAACCAUGGUUGAAAUUGAUGAUAUGGUUAUCAAAUUGCUGACAAAAUAUCUUCCCCAAAUGGCUAAAUAUCAUAAUCAUCCCAAAUUAAAUUUGAUAAUUGACGAUGGGUUCAAAUUCCUUCGUGAGACAAAGUUGAAAUUCGAUGUUAUAAUUACCGAUUCCUCUGAUCCUGAAGGUCCAGCAGAAGAAUUUUUCCAAGUCAAUUAUUUCAAACUAUUGCGUAAUGCAUUGAAUCACCAUGGCAUUGUCAUUAUGCAAUCGCUGGAGAAUAUAUGGCUUAAUUUGAAAUAUCUCAAAAAUUUAAUCAAGAAAUGUAAGUACGUGUUUCCAAAUGUGAAAUUUUGUCAAUGUUAUAUGCCAAGUUACACUUCGGGACAAUUGGGAUUAUUGGUAGCCACGACAAAUGAUUCAUUCAAUUUGACAAAACCAUUGAGAGUGUUUGACAGAAAGAAAGAGAGUCAAUUGUUUAAAUAUUAUAAUCAAUUGGUUCAUCAAAGCUCAUUUAUUUUGCCCACUUGGGCUCAGGAUUACCUUGAAAUUGAUGAAGAGAGUAUAUGA
This is a messenger RNA of Lodderomyces margitis, 999 nucleotides long. RefSeq names its product spermine synthase. Bases 1 to 999 code for a protein of 332 amino acids. Gene Ontology annotation, cellular component: cytosol. Gene Ontology annotation, molecular function: spermidine synthase activity. Gene Ontology annotation, biological process: spermidine biosynthetic process. The record is from RefSeq and is a predicted model, not a curated record. Lineage: Eukaryota; Fungi; Ascomycota; Pichiomycetes; Serinales; Debaryomycetaceae. The transcript has a single exon.